AUGGUUAGAGAGACUCGGCACCUGUGGGUUGGAAAUUUACCCGAUAACAUACGUGAAGACCGAAUAAGAGAGCAUUUUAAACGCUAUGGCCGAGUCCAGAAUGUCAAGUUAUUGGGUCGAAUGGAAAACGCAAGCGCGAACACAAACGCGGUUGCUAAUAGCGGUGUGUGCGCCACUGUUGCCUUUAUGGACAUCAAGUCUGCUUCGAAGGCACAUAACGUGGAGCACGUGCUGGACGAACGAACUCUCACCACCGAGUACUACGAGCCAGCCGCAAUACCAUCCUCCGCGGGCGCGCCUUCUGCCGGGUCUUCACCUGCCGGCUCCGGCUACUCAGGUUCUUCAUCCUCCGUGAAUUCAGCGCCCGUUCCCGUUACAGCCUCGCGUUAUCAUCUUUCAGGAGAAGAGAGCGCGGGAAACGCUUGUGCAAUGGCUGCAUCAGCAGCCGCUCCGGCCACGUGGCGUGGCACCAACGACAGCGCCACGGAGUAUUGUCGCCGCGGUAACACACCCGCGGCAUAUGGCAGGACGACGCCGCAUCACCGCUGGUGUUCGUCAGUAGGGGGCGCAGCCGGCGGUGAGAGUACCCCGAGCACGCCCGGCGGCGGGACCGAGCGGCGCCGGCGGCUCUCAGAGUCGGGCUCCUCGCGCUCAGAGACAAGCUCGCCCGAACCCAGCGACACCUCGCGAGCAUCCACACCGCCCGCAGAACACCACACGCCCAGGAGGACGCCGCCCGCGCACACGCAUCAGUGGCCGUCAACAGCGAAUGGCAGGCCACUGGCGAUAUGUGUCCGGAACCUCCCCACUCGGUCGACCGACAGCUCCCUCAAGGACGGUCUGUACCACGAGUACAAGAAGCACGGGAAGGUGGUGUGGGUGAAGGUGGUCGGUCAGAAUGCCGACCGGUACGCGGUCGUCCGUUUUAAGAAGCCGUCCGACGUAGAGAAGGCACUCGAAGUGUCUCAAGAUAAGCUUUUUUUUGGUUGCAAGAUCUCAGUGGCACCUCACCAAAGUUGUGACGACGAUGCGGAAUCGGCGAAACCCUAUGAGACUGAUAUUGAUGAAUACCAUCCGAAGGCGACCAGAACGUUGUUUAUCGGUAACCUGGAAAAGGACGUUACACAACAGCAACUUAGGGAUAAAUUUAAGCAUUUCGGGAGAAUAAUCGAGAUCGAUAUCAAGAAGGGUAGCGGCGGGGGCGCCGGCUAUGCUUUCUGUCAAUACGCGUCCAUAUCGAGCGUCGUGGAGGCGAUACGAGCCAUGGACGGAGAGUACGUCGGCAACUCACGAGUCAAGCUCGGCUUUGGGAAACCGGUCGCCACCACCUGCGUGUGGGUCGACGGACUCACCGAACACACGGAGAAACAGGUGCUGGGCGCGGUGUCUCGCUGCGGCGCGGCCACGUCCGUGUGUGUGGACCGCGCGGCGGGUGCGGCGCUCGUCCACUUCGAGCAGGCGGCGGCGGCGGGCGGCGCCGUGCGGGAACUCCGCCGCGUCGCCGCACAACUCUCCGCCGCCGAGCCCGACCACCCCAGGCUCUGUGUAGACUAUGCAUCCAGGGAGUGCCAGGAAGCGUUUUACGAGCAAUUGGAAAAACAUGGCGGUUCUGCUGCCCUCGCCGGAGCUGAACGGGUCGCGGGCGAGCUGCCCGGCCGGUAUGUGGCGCCGCGACAUGAGACGCUUCGUUACGAGGCCGCUGGGACGAAUCGUUCGAGAGCGCCGAGUUUCAGUCGCGCCUCUUCACGGACUCCGAGAUAUAAUACAAACGAUCAUUACGAUCCUGCGGAAUAUGCGGCCGAUCGUAGAUACAGGGUAUUUGAUGAUUUAGGAUCUAGUCCACAAACAGAUGAUGCAAACUAUGAAGAACGUUUGCAGUCAGUAGUGGUAUCUCCUCACCGUGGGCAUAAACAUCGGAGGGACUCCAGUCCAGAAGGAAGAAAACAUUCAAAGGAGCGGCACCGUAGCGCUGGCGGCGGAUCUCGUCGGUCCCGAUCGGGGUCCCGCGGUCACUCGUCCCGGCGGAGGCAUCGCAGACGACGCGAUGGAUCCGAGUCGAGGGGCUCUCGAGCGUCCCGAGCUGGUACUCCCUUGAGAGACGAGCUAGACGCGCCUCCCACGGAGCCGCGCCGCCCACCGCGGGAGCGACCACCGCUCCCUAUGAGUCUCCCUCUGCCGAAGUUUGCCGUGCAGUUGUUACGAGCCGCGCCACCGCAGCCGCGCCUCCUGCCACCGGCCCCCGCCUCGCCGCCGCGCCCGCCCUCCGCGUCUUCCUCUAGCGGAGGCUCGGCGCCUCACUCGCCCUCGCUGGAGGAGCGUAUACGGUCUCUUGACGAAAAGUAUGAGAGGUGGACGGGAUCGCGAGCACACAUCGACGCUCCUGAUAGAUCCCGCCUUCGACAUCGUUUACUGGAAUUGGAUAUCAAUGAAGUGAAGCCCUCGGAUGUAGUGCGCUCCCUCCUGGCUAAGCGCUCUGUGUUCGAUGAGGAUUCUGAGCGGUUGGAGGGGGCUACCCGCGCACCGAGCCCGGGAGGUAGCCCGCGUUCUUUACCGGUUUCAACGUCUCGUGUCCUACGAUAUCCUUUUCCUGUUCACGGCGUGCAUACUUCAGCUGUCAAUACGCCAUCAACGAAUCCAGCGGGUCUCACUCAACCACCGGAACCAGAAGAUUAUGAUAGAAUGAGACUAUUAAAUAUGGAUAAAAUAACCAAGCAUGUAGACAUCGAAAACGGUCAAGAGAUAAGAAUGCGAUUGCGCACUCCUUCGACGGACAGGCCAAUGUUGGAUAAUUUUGAAAAGAAGCAUUCUCCGACAAGUGAAAAAUCCGAAAGUCGUUCGCUGCCAGAAACAGAAACACAAGAAAAUAAAAGAAGAAAUUCUUUCAUAUCAAACGUUGAGGACAGUAAGAAUGCAACAAUAACGGACAAAGCUACCUUGGAAAGAAUAAAUCUGGAAAAAUCCAUUGAAAAAAGUAUUUUGGAAAUCCAAGAAAAAUAUAAUAUUAGAGACAAUAAAAUUAUUUGUGAAGAUAAGAUCACGACCUCUGUUGUAACAUCUAUUAAGAAGGAGGAAAUCAUUGAAGAGAAAGUUAAAGCCAGUGAUUUCUUUAAUAAAUUCGAAAGAAAAUGUUUCAGAGAAGAUACCAAAUCACGAUGUUUAGAAACAAAAAGUGAAUUAAAACAAGAGUUGAGCAUGGAUAUAAACAAAAGUGAUAAAUAUCUGUUAACAAACGAUUAUUCUUCUAAGACUGAAGUGAUGCUCAUGGAAAUGAAACAAAAGUUAGAUCACGAUAAAAAAAGCGAAUUUAAUUGUCAACCCAAGCAAAAUGAAAGGUUUAAAGAUAAAUAUCAUAACGCCACUAAUAAGAAUGUUACCAAUUUUAGAGUGCAAUCAGAGAGUCAUUUUCAUUCAUUAAAUAGUAUUGAUUUACCUAAAAAUAAAAUGGAACCGGUAGAAGAGUCAGGUCAUACUGAAAAAAGUAACAAGGAGAUGCUUUUAAAAACUAUAACUUGUGCAAAAGAUAAUGUUCUUUUAAAACAAAUUGAUGAGAUACAUCACGUAAAAUGUGAUAAAACUAAUAAUGUUCAUGCAUUAACUCCUUCUAUACCACACGAAGAAAAGGCUACUAGUAAGGUUCAGGAGGACUGUACUAAAAUUGAAAAAGAUAAAUUAAGACAUAUUCGUGACAAAAUAGACAAAGAAAUAGAAAGAGAUAAAUCAAAAAUGAAGCAAACUACUUCUAAAUUUGAUAAACAUGAUAAGGAACGCAAACUUAAAGAUGAUUCUGUUAGUACAAAAAUACAUACAGAAAAAUCUGAUAGAACUAGAAACGAGAAAGAAGGAGACAAAAUCUUAGAUAAAGACCGCGAUUUUGAAAGAUCUAAAGUAAUUGAAGACAAAACAUCUCGUCAUGACAAUCACAAAAGAGAUAAACAAGAAAGGGACAGGAAAAAAGAUAUCCCAGAAAAUGAAGGUAUGGCUAAGGCUUCAAAAAAGGAAGACAAGCAUAAAAAUGAUAGACCGAAAAAGGAUAGUGAUAAUAAGCGUGAUAAUAAACGGGAAGGAGACUCGUCGAAAAGUAGAAAAAGUUCCAGAGACGAAUCUAUUCGAGAUAUUUGUCGUAAAGAUUCGACAGACUCUACAACAUCAAGAGCGUCCCACGAUUCUUCAAAAUCAAGAGAAUCUGAAAACAUUGAGCUAAAGGACGACACGAAAAGUAGAAUUAAGAGUCUCUCGGAUGCAGUGAAUAAAGCGGACACAACGGAAAAAGAUUCGACAACAAAACAUCACGACCACCUCAAACUGGACAGUAAAACAAAAGUUAAAAGUGAAAUUAAAGAUGAAAAAGAUCCAUCUGAGCAACAUUUUAGGAAUAAAAUAGAAAGCUAUGUUGAUAACAAGAAAAUUAAAACGGAAAAUUCUGAAAAGUCGAGGCAUUACUCCCUAGAUUCACCUAGCGUUGACAUUAAAAGAAAAGAGCGUUUAAACUCGUGUUCAAGUUUGCCGUCUAAUAUAGGCCAUAAGCGAAGAAUGUCUUCACAAGACAGUAUAGAUUGUCUCAAUGAGGAAAUAAAGAAAGGUAAAAGUGAACGUCGCGAAUCUAAAGACUGUAAAUCUGUUGAAAGACAUAAAACCACAAAGUUUAGUAAGGGACAUUUCGCUAAAAUAAUUGAGAGUAAAACUAAAGACGAUAAGAAAAAUCAAGUCAAACCACCUGAUACAAUUUUUACCAAUCCUAAAUGCUUAGACACAAAAGAAAUCGGUAACGAUAAACAAAAAACAUCCAGAAAAAGUCCGAUUGAAAGUAUUGAAAGCAAGGCAAUAUCUACCCCCACAAACAUUUCAUCCGAGCCUUUGCAUAAUAAUUUUGAUUUUCUGGCUACCUUAGAACUUCGGUCUAGCGAAGAGGAUGAGAAACAAAAAGCUUUAAGGAAAGAGAUGAAAGAGAAAAAACGAAUACAACAACUACAACAAAUUCAAGAACUUCAGAUGCAGCAAGAUGCCUUACAGCAAGCAGAGAUAGGCAACAAAAUAAAAGAUGAUAGAAAAAUAAAAUCUGAUGACAAGAAAAAAGAUAUUUCAAGAGAAAAACGGAUGUCUACUGAAAGAAAAAGCAAAGAUGAAAAAACUGAUAACAUUAAGCGACGCAAUAGAAAACAAUUACAUAGCACUGAUACCUCGGAUUCAGAUGAACCCAAAAAGCAUUCUAUAUUUGAUAUAGUUGAUGAUGAGUAUAACAUAUCCAUGUAUGAUAAAGUGAAAGCUAGAUCAUGUAAAAAUAUGCAAAAACAGGAAGAAGAAAAGAGACAGGAAAAAAUUAAAGCCAAGUUUAGUCAAUUGAAACAAAGUAGGGCUAAACGUGAGGAAAAGAAAAGAUCAAGUUGGGAUGAAGACAGUGAUUCUGAUAGCGAAAGACGUAAAUCUCGUAAAAUAUCAAUAGACAGCUCAUCAGAUGAAGAUCACAUUACAAUACACAGUAAAAAGCGUGAGAAAUCACAAGGAUCGAGUCUUGAAUAUGACCGUAAUAGAACUAAUGAUUAUUUCGACACAAUAAGCAAUGAAGAAGAUUCCUCUAAUAAAUUAUCGCGUAAAAAUUCAAGAACACGGAUUAUGUCUGAUUCAUCUGACGAGGAGAACAGUCGGAGGAAAGCUAGUAAAAGUCCAUGUUUUAUCGAUAGAAUUAAGAAAGAAGUUUUUUCAGAUUCUGAAUCUUCUACGAAAUGCAAAGACAUUGAUGCUGAUUUACAGCUAAAACAACCCUGCGAAGACAAAGUUAAGAAAACAUCGCUUUUAAAUUUGUUCGGUAAAAGCGAUAGCGAAGAUAAUAGACUUAAGUCAACAUUUGAAAAUGAUAAUGAUUAUAGAAUGUCAUUCACAAAAACUUUCCCUAAUGACUUGUCUUCAGAAAAUGAGUCAAUACCGAAUAGAAUAUCUUCUGAAUUACGCAGAAAACAUAAGAAAAAACAAAAGAGAUAUAAGUUUACAUAUUCGGACGAGGAAAACAAAAGUAAUCAUGACGGUUCUACAGAAAUUAGAAGCAAACAUAAGAAUUCUGAUAAAAGUCGCCGACACAGUAAUAAAAAAGAAAAAAGAAGAGAUAAGAUACGUGAUAGCAUUGAUACUGACGAACCAAAGGAAGAAAAAGAUAAAAUAAAAAUUGAGAAGUCCUCUCCCAGCCAUUCCUUUGACACCGUGUUGGAGGCAAUGUCAAAUAAUAACAAAAAGGAAGGCAAAAUGGAAGACAUAUUUGGUCCUUUGUCAGAUGAAUCUGAUAGAGAGGUCAAGACUAUUGGCAAUAAAGUUGAUGUUUUACCACCAGAAUUGGAGACAUCGAUAUGUAGUGGAGCUGAUAAAUUAAGUAGUGAUGAAAUGAAGAUGAGAGACAAGGACGAAAUUAAAAGGCGAAAAGAAAAGAGACGGAAAGAAAAGAGACAUUUCGUUAAAGAAGAUGAUAACAGCUUGGAUGUAGAUGCCGUAAGUAAAGCUAUUGAAGCUAGAUUAUUCGAAGAGUCAAAUGUUGACAACAACCAUUCUAGAUCGGAAAAAACAGAAGCUAAAGUCAAUUCUGAAAGUGAUUUGAAAUAUAUGAGUAUCAAUUAUAAAGGAGACUUAAAUAAAUACAAUGAAAAGUCCAAAAAAGAAUCUCGAGAGAGAAAAAAGAAAAAGAAGAGAAAUAGAGAAGAAAGACAAAGUCGCAAAGAACAUCAUCAUGAGAAGUUACAUAAAAUGGAUUCAUUUUUAGAUAAUCACAUGGAACAAUUAUCACCAAAAACAUUACUCGAUAUACCAUUACCUACCGAUAUCCCUAAAGUUGAAAUAAUGGAUAAGUCGGAUGACAGUAAAUCUUUAUCUGAAUCUCCGAGUUUACCGAGAAUAACAGAUAGUCCUACCUUCGUUUUAAAUACAGAUGAUACUAACAACACUACAAAUGAGUAUGAUACUCCUAAAAGUCUCGUCGUUGACGAUGAAGUCGAGAUUGACUACGAAAUGACAAGAAACAUUGAAGUGACAGACAUACCUAUGCCUCCUCCUAUAGACAACAUUGUUCAAGACAUCAGCGAAGUGCCCCUACCGAAAGAUCCUCCAAUUGAUCAAGUGUUAGAAAUAUCAUUACCUGAUAGUGAGGAUUCUAAUGUUAACACAGAUGUUAAAGAAAAUGAAGUGGCGGUUAAAAGUAUAUCGAAUUUAGAACCAGAAAUUGAAAAACCUGUUGUGCAAAGUGACAAAAAUUUAAGUGACUGUAAAUUAGACAAAAAAUUAGAAGAAAAACCUCGGGCUAUAAUUUCACAAGAGGAAACUGAAGAUGCUGUGGCGGCUUUACUUGGUGAAAGUUUUGGAGGUAAAGUAAAUACUUUUGAUUGUUAUGAAGAAGUAGAAUGCAACACGUCCAAUGAAAUGGAGAUAGAAAGUACGACGAUUGAAAGUGAACUUAUCCCUGAAGAAGAUGCAGAAGAAAUGAGGCAGGCUGUUCAAAAUCUAAAUGCCAGUGAAAUGGAAAUGAAACCUGAUACUCCAGUGUCUGAUGAUAAUCUAUUGUUGAUUGACACGGAUACCGAGGAAACAGAAGAUACUACUCAGGAUACUAUAGACAGAUUACCGGUUAACAUCAUAGCAACAAACCAAGCCCUUAAUAAUAACACCAAAAUAACUGUUGCUCAAUCUACCGAAGUUAGUAGUAUCGUAAUCUCAAAGCCAAAACCAACAAUGGCAAAUUCUGUACAGAAAGAAAUUAACGAAUCGAUUAAUAAUGUGAAGGAGGAACAAGUUAAACCUACUGUUAAAAAACAAGAAACUGUGGAACAAAUUACAUCGACAGCGACUCCAGUCAUUACAUCUUGGACGUUGUCAAAUAAUAAGUUAAUAGAAUCUCAAGUAGUCAAUGCACCUGUUAGUUCUGCUGGCAGCCGAGAAAUUCCUGAAAAUACCCAGACACAUAUAAAAACAAAUAUUGUACAGAUUAAAACAUCGCAUAGUCCCAAAGUUCAGAUAAAUAACACUUUGAGGCCUAUUAUAACUUCAAACAGGGUUAGUACAGCUCCUUACCAAGUGAUAAAUCAAAUGAUUAGACCUCAAGUAUCUAAUAUUCAACCUCCAACAAUCAAAAUUCCUGAACCUCAUAUUAUUUAUCAAAAGCCAACCAACAUUGUUAUAUCACCAAGGAUAAAUAGUGAACCUUUAAUUUUGAGUCCGAAAUCUAGUGUGCAAACAGAAGGUAUGACUUCACCACGUCUACCUAAUAUGGCUUUAUUGAGUACAUCACCUCAAAAUGUUGUUGGAUCACCAAACGCAGCGCAGCAACGGGCGCAGGGUCAACAAGUAACUGUGGUUCGAAUGCAACAGUCACCACUAAGUCCUAUACACGGUAUGCAUAUUCCACAUGCGAGGGCUAUGGUGUCGCCAAACAGACCUAAUUCUGUGUUAGUUCAAACUCAGGGAACUCCGAUACACUUUAAUCGAUUACCUGUAACACCAGUUCUUGCUCCCAUUUCUAAGCAAAUAAAUGCUAACAUCAUUCAGUCAACCAAAGGAAGCGGAUCUUACGAUUCUGUGCUAAUUCAACAGCAGAAAAUCUGUCAAACAAUACCAAGUGACAGGGGAAAACAGGAGACUCCACCAGAUGCUUCUAAAAUUAUUUUGUCACCUAAUAGAUUGCAAAGCUCGGUCCCAACUGUAAUGACUCAAAAUCGUCUCAUACCUGUGCAAAAUUCAAUUCAUGUGAGUAAUAUAAAUUCCGGCUUGAAUUUACCAAACAAAGUCUUAAUAAAUAAUAAAAGCCCAUUUAGUGACAAAAGAGAAACUCACAUAAGCAAAUCUGAAAAUAUCGUCGCCGCUACUUCUUCGCCGAUUAUACAUUUAUCGGGACCUACUCAUUCAUCUUCUAAUAUAAUUCAAGCAAAUACAAAAUCAGUAAUGUGCAAUCUUCAAGAAGUAACUACCGUGAGCAGAGGACAUGGUUCAAAUGUAAUUCACUCCAUAAAUACACAAAGACAUGUAUCCUCGAGUCCUAUAACAAGUGUUAUCCAGCUAGAACCUGCAAAAGGCCCUCCUUCUGUUUUAUCAAUGGCGGCUGUUCGAACAUCGUCGCCGGGAGUUAAACCAGAGUUGUCGACAACAGUUGUUGUUACAACAUCCAGCCUCGCCAAUGUGGUGAUGACUCCAUUGCUUUUGAAAACUAGUCCUAGUCCAAAACCAACUUUAAGGCUACAUACCAGAAGUGAAAGUGAGCAGGUUGAUGCCCAUUGCAAUAACGAAAUGCAAACCAGCGAAGAUAGAAUGGAAACAUCUCAUAAAGAACUUGAACAACCAAAUAAUAUACAACAAUCUUCACCUAUCACCCAUCUGUCACCCAUAGAUCGUGUUGGUAAAUGUGAAACUGAUUUCGAAGAGCUCUUAAAGGAUAACAUAAAUGAAAUUAAAAUAACAAAUGACCAUCAUAAAAAGAUAGACAUUAAUAUUAAUAAAAAUGUUGCAAUUAUUGGUCAAGUACAAAAUAGAAGAAACAGCAUUGAUAAUGAUGUAUCUUUAAUGAAACAUGAAGUAGAAAAUUUUAUAAAAAACGAAGCAGACAACGAAAACACUUUUAAAAAAUCUGAAUCCGUAGAUAUGUCUUCAGUAAAGAAAUGCGAAAAUGAUUUAUCAACAAAAAUUAAACCUGAUAAUAACAUGCUAUGUAUAACAGAGAAAAUUCCUCAAACAAACGAGGGUGACUUAUCGAAACCAGUUGAAAGUAACACAGCUAUCGUAAAAGAAAACAAUGCUCCCGUAAUCCCAACUAGUCACGAUAUAAAAGACUCUAUAAGACCUGAACCUGCUGCUAACAAAAAUGAUUUCUAUAACCCACUUUGUAUUCAAACGCAAGCACCUAUAAAUGAUAUUAAAAGUCUAGAUGAAAGUGAAUACUGGUCAGGUAAAGAUAUAAUUAAUAUAGAAUCAGUUAUUAAGAAAGUUGAUUCGUUAUGUAGUGACAAUGUCGAAGAAAAGAAAAUAGAAGAAAAUACAACUAUACAGCCUUUAGUAAUUGAAAUGAAAAAGUCCGUCGAAAGAAAUGUUCAAAAUGAGAUUUUUAUUGAAGAAAGUGAGGCUGCUAAAACUGAAAAACCUAAUGACAAUAAAGUUGUCGAAAACGCAAUAGAUCCUUUUCAAGAUAAUAGUUUGAUGGAAGAUUAUGUUACAGAAAAAAUCAGUACGGGUAAAAGAGGGGGCCGUAGUGGUAGGGGUAAGAAAUCGGACAGAAAUCCGGAUAAGGUACAUACUCGUCAAAUAGCAAAAACUCCUAGAGGUACCUCGAAACGUGGUAGAGGUCGAGGGAAGGUAGACAAAAAAAUUAAAAAACAUGAUAAAUACCAAUGCUAA
Messenger RNA from Danaus chrysippus (African queen), 10353 nucleotides. The record is from the annotation of a GenBank genome assembly. NCBI's taxonomy places the organism in Eukaryota, Metazoa, Arthropoda, Insecta, Lepidoptera, Nymphalidae.